Messenger RNA from Rhodofomes roseus, 2736 nucleotides. RefSeq lists its product as uncharacterized. Bases 1 to 2736 code for a protein of 911 amino acids. Gene Ontology annotation, molecular function: DNA binding. The transcript has 5 exons. NCBI's taxonomy places the organism in Eukaryota, Fungi, Basidiomycota, Agaricomycetes, Polyporales, Fomitopsidaceae. The record is from RefSeq and is a predicted model, not a curated record.
AUGGGUAGCGACGGCGGGGGCUACGGGGCUGGCGGGGGGUUCGGGGGGCUGGACGCGCUGGCUGCGAAGCAGAUGGCGGCGCUGCAGGCGACGUCGCUGGCAAAGGCCGGCAACCGUUCUGCGCCUGGCGGAACCUCGGUGCCUUAUUUCGGCGGAUUGUUGACACCGCAAUCACAGCCCGGGCGGGGUUCGCUGGGCCCUCCCCUCCCGCCCCCUCACGGCUCACCGCCACCGCCCAACCCGACCAUGGCCCUCCAACAGAUGCAGCAGCUCCAGAAGAGGCGCCAGUUCCUCGGCGGGCUCGCCACCGUCCACUCGCGCAGCAACCCCCUUCCCCCCGACCUCGUCGGCGUCCCCUGGCCCCAGGGCUACGACCCCGCCUCGUCCCCCUGGAAGCCCCUCGACAUCUCCCGCGCAGACCACGGCGUCAUCCGCCUCGCCGCCAAGGACGUCGAUCUCUACAAGCUGUGGGUCCUUGUCCUCCAGGGCGGCGGCGGCCACAAGGUGAACCAGCAGGGCCUAUGGCCCGCCAUCCUCCGCCAGUUCGACCUCCCAGACCAGUUCCCCGAGCCGCCUCAACACGGCCAGCCCGUCGCCCCCGUCCUCGCGCGGUACUACAUGAUGAUCGUCGCGCCCUUCGAGGAGGCAUACCGGAGGAACCUGCGCGAGCAGCAGAUGCGCGCCGUACAACAACAAGGUGCGCAGCAGAUGCCAGGCAGUGCACAAGGCGGACUGCCCGACGGCCUGCCAGGCCCCUCCAGCAUGGGUGCGAUGCCAGGCAUGUCCUCCGACGCAAGCAUGAACAUGGGCGCUAUGGGUCCAUCCAUGUCGUCAGGAUCGUCCCAGAUGCUCGACAGUGCGGUUCCGAACCAGGCAUCACCCCCCAACCCUUCCCAUACGCCGCAGCUCGCGCAACACUCCCCCGUUGCCGGGCUAAAUGGGGCUGCCGGCAUGAGCGCAUCCUCGAGCUUGACGCACAUGACCCGAUCAACUUCGAGCCUCGGACCCAGUUCCAUUGUGGGACAAGAACUCAACGGCGCUGACGCCGACCAGGAGGCCAACGGCCGGAAGCGCAAAUUGGGAGAAGCCGAGGAUUUAGACCCGAAACGCGUCAGGCAGAAGACAGGUAGCGCAGACCUCUCUGACAUGCGGGCCUCCGUGCCUCCAGCCGGGUCGCAGAACGGACAUGCUGCACCUGCGCCGGCAAGGGUAAUCAAACAGCCGUCCCGACGCAGGAUCGAAUACGUUCCACUCGCCAGGCCUUUGGAAACCUCUGGCGGGAGGGACGUCGAUGCAGUCCAACAUGAGCUCCUGCGCGCCAGCCAUCGGCCGCUUAAGGACAUGAAUGAAUGGGGACAGGUCGACAUUGACGCCGUCACACUGUCCCUGCGUUCACGUCUGACGACGGAACUGUCCUACGCUCUGACUACAUUCACCAUGCUUACCCUCAUGCGAUACCCACAUAAAGAACCAGGCUUCCCGAUCCUCCAAGCCCCAGAGUUACUGGAAGAGGCCCUCGACUUGCUCGAGGACAUCGCAUUCGACGGCGACGACGACGCGUUCAUAACGCCUGCGCCACAUGGCCACAUUCGGACGCACAGGGAGUUGGUUAACGGUGUGGUGGAGGAAGGCGCAACACCUUUUGCAGCCCUACACCCAAAACAAGGGUGGAAAAAUCCUGACACCGGACCUCGCCCACGUACGGGCGAGACAGUACUCGCAGUGAUGAACAUCAUCCGAAAUCUAUCCAAUAUGCCGGACAACCACGACUACCUCGCAAAACACGAUCGCUUGCUUUCGAUCAUCCUCCGUCUCUCUCGUUUGGCUCCGUCGGACGAUCCAAAUGCGCUGCCAUUACCCGCCUCAAAAGUACUGUCACUGCAGGACCUACUGACAUUGCGGAAAGAUGUCGUGCACAUCCUCAUCAACGUCGCGGGGACCAUCACAUUCUCCUCUGCCACCCCUCCUCCAAAACAAGAUGUACUGAAUGUGCGCCGCGCAUUCGAGCUUCUGGCCUCGUACCUGGUGGAUCCAGUAGAAGCCGUGCCGCCCUUCGCCAGCAUGCUCAUGUCGGGCAUCCCACCAGCCGUCCACCACCCCAAACCCCCGCCCCUCGCCGACGUCACGCUCGAAGCGUUCACGCGCCUCUUCCAGCCCGACGACAACCGGCGGAUGCUCUGCCAAGCCGUCUCGCAAGAGUGGCUGUGGACGCUGAUGCAGUCGCUCGUGCACCGGCUGCCCGUGUCCGACAACGACUUCCAGGUGGUCAUGCGCGACGUGUGGCUCGGCUUCGUCGAGAAGCUCGUGAUGGCGAUCUACGCGCUCGCCUUCCUCGCGCCGCCGCCGCUCAAGAAGCGCAUCAAGACGAACCGCAGCCUCGGGUUCACGAAGGUGCUCCUGCGGCUCGUCAAGAAGUUCUCGAUCUACUCCCCGCCCGACGCGCGCAUGUACUUCAUCAUCUCCGUCCGCCGCGCGAUCGAGGCGAUGCGCCUCAUCGAUGACGCGGAGGACUCGUUCGACGCGGCGCAGAUGCCGUCGGGCACGACGCUGAUGUUUGGCAUGGGGUACGGCGAGCACGGCGAGAGCAGGCCACAACGCGGCAUGGGGCUGUUGAGCGGGCACCAGGACGAGAUUACGUGGGGCUUGAUGCUGCAGCGCGAGAUCGUUGCGGAUGACUUGAUGUUUACGGAGCUGGAGAGCUUGGUGCGGGUGGAUAACACGCUGUCUGUCUCAUGA